AUGGAAAACAAACCUAGAGAAGGAUAUUUUCUUGUGACCUUUGUGGUGUUCUUACUGCUAGCAAAUUGUCAUGGAUGUUAUGGUGCCAGUAGUGGACAUGAAAUUUGGGAUUACCUGUUUCUCAAUGGUACAUACAACAACGAAGUGAGGCCAGUGAAGGAUUGGGGCACACCAACACAUGUAAACGUCAGCGUUGCCGUUAUAGCGGUGGUUGAUUUCAAUGAAGUUAAGCAAACAAUUAUUCUUACUUCCAAGUUAACAAUUGUUUGGAAAGAUGAAUAUUUGGUCUGGGAUCCGCUUAAUUUUGGAAAUAUCACUCAUAUCCAUGUUCUUCAAUCAAAAGUCUGGAAACCGUACUUGUUUCUUGAAAAUUCUGUAUCUAAACAACCAGAUAUGGGCUCCCCGUCUGUAAAUUUAAUAGUGAGUCAUGAGGGUGUCGUUGAAUGGAAUCCAGUAGAAGUGUUCAAGUCAACUUGUGCAGCAGAUGUUCGGAAAUUCCCGUUUGACACACAAAAAUGCUCAAUGGUUUUUGAAACCCAGGGGUAUACAAAUCAAGAAAUAGAAAUACAUUCAGUUGAAGACCACAUUGACUUUCACGGUUAUGGGAUUACUUCCGGCUGGUAUGUAGAGGACACAGAUAUUGAGACCAAAAGUGAAAAUGGUGCAGAAAUUCACAUAUUAUGCUCACUCACUUUGAGACGGAAUCCAACAUAUUUCAUCUUGAAUAUUUUUUUACCGAUCGUGCUUUUGUCAUUUAUGAACCUAUGUGUAUUCAUACUUCCUGUCCAGUCGGGAGAAAAGGCUAGUUUUGUGAUCACUGUGUUUCUUUCACUUGCCGUUUUUCUAACUAUUGUAAGCAGCAAUCUACCCGAAAACACCGACAAUGUAUCGAUCCUUAAUAUAUAUGUAUGUAUCUGCACGCUGCUCAGUGUAAUCAUCGCUUUUCUGACCAUCAUACAAAUACGACUGUAUCAUCGAGACUCGAACAUGCCAAUUCCACCUCUGCUGCUUAAACUGGUCAUCUUGUUUACCUCAAAGGGACGACGCAUUCACAAAGGUAGCACUGAUACAAUUCCAAAUAAAGCAGUACAAAAACAGCAGAAGAAGAAUAUCAUUGAUGUUAUUCCUUUGGAUGAUACUAUACGUGAUGAUAAAAAUAAAGACGUGGCCAGACGUGGCCAGAUGUUGUACAGGCAUUUGAUAAUAUUUUCCUGGUGGUAUUUUUGA
Molecule: messenger RNA, 1227 nt
Organism: Ruditapes philippinarum (Manila clam)
Lineage: Eukaryota; Metazoa; Mollusca; Bivalvia; Venerida; Veneridae
Product: acetylcholine receptor subunit beta-type acr-2-like
Exons: 1
Coding region: 1-1227 (408 amino acids)
Biological process (GO): monoatomic ion transmembrane transport; chemical synaptic transmission; nervous system process
Cellular component (GO): membrane; neuron projection; synapse
Molecular function (GO): neurotransmitter receptor activity; extracellular ligand-gated monoatomic ion channel activity; transmembrane signaling receptor activity
Source: RefSeq, a predicted model, not a curated record